CAGUUGGUAAGCAUUUAAAGCAUGUCUUCUUCUCUCUCUCUCUCUCUCUCUCUCCACACUCAUCAUCAGUUUGAUUGAUUGAAGAAUUCCUCAGCACCAGACACAGAGAGAGAGAGAGAGUGUGCACAAACACACACGCUCCACUCUCAAAAGUCGUGCAUUUUCAAAUACUCACCUUCAAAUUCAAACCUUCGAUUCCCUCUCCCUUCAGAUCCGUAGCGUUCCACUCCAAUCCCACCCCAAAUUCCGAAUUCUUGCCCCCAAAAAACCCCUGUUUCGCCUCUCUCUUGCUCUCGCAUUCGGUGUUUCUCUGUUUCUGUUGCUUUCACGGAGUCGUGUGAACAGGGAUUUCAGUUGGUUUCUGGGAUUUUCAUCUUCAGUAUUAUCAUAGCUUCAUUCAAUUGAAAUGUGUGAAGAGAAUAGUCCGAGUAUAAAUUAGAACAAGAGACACUCUAUGAAUUGAAGUUUAUGGGUUCUUCUGGGUCUGCAAUUCAAUAUGAAUACUAGGUUAUACAACAUUUUUGCUUCUGGGUACUGAAUAGUGAAGACCGAAUUUGCUUUGAUGGGUGUUUUUCUAAUUUUUUUCUUAAUGUCAGCUGCUUAUGACAAGGAAGGUUUUGACUGAAUUUAGACGUUUUAGGCAUUUUAAUCGGAUGUGUUUUGCUUAUUUUUGAAGUAACUGGGUUUGAUUUCUAUUUGUUGCUCGAAAUUGUGAAGUGGGAAAUUUAGGGGACCAAAAUGUUGGAACCUGAGUUAUGUUCUUCUCGGAUUCUCUUACCUUUUCGGGAAGAAAGCGGGGAUGAAGAGCUUUCUGUUCUUCCUAGGCACACCAAAGUUAUUGUAACAGGGAACAACAGAACAAAGUCUGUCUUGGUGGGUUUACAAGGUGUCGUCAAGAAGGCUGUUGGUCUUGGUGGUUGGCAUUGGCUGGUUUUAAAGAACGGGGUUGAAGUGAAGCUACAAAGGAAUGCUCUGAGUGUUCUGGAACCUCCCACUGGGAAUGAAGUUGAAGAUGAUGAUUUUGAUAAUGCUAGCAGUAGCUCCGACAUGGGUGAUAAGGAUAACGAUUUCUGCAGUGCAAUUGAAUUCAGCAAACUAAGCAAACCUAGAGUUCGGCAUACAAGGCCUUGGGUUUCAUCAACAUCAGUGAAGCCUACCAAUCGGAGUAGUUACAAAGUUCACUCCGAUAUUCAGACGUCUCAACUGAGACUGAACUUUGCAAAAUUACAAACCAGCUCAUUGUGGAGAUAUUGGCGAAACUUCAAACUUGGAAACCCUAACCCUAAUAUCACAAAACAACAAUUGGUUAAUGCUGUACAACAGCAUUUUGCUUCACAGCAAGUGGACGAGUUCCAAGUGAUUGCAGAAUUUAUCCAUGCGGCCAAGAGAUUGAAAGCGGCUGCAACAAGUAGAGAGAGUGAUUAGACUCGGAUGUUAAGUGAUCCUUCAUAUAAGUAAUGUAAUAUAUAUAUAUAUACAUAUCAAACCCUAACCCUGUAGUUGGAAUCUCUAAUUUUAGGCUAAUGUAGCAGUCCACCCCUAACCUUGGUAGAGAUUAGUGAGAGGCUGUUGCCCAUCUUAUAUAUAUAUAUAUAUACACACAUAUAGACACUGUUUGUUAAGCUCACAGAGUGGAAAUAUGGUGUCUAGUAUCUGUAUCUGCAA
Camellia sinensis is the source of this 1665-nucleotide messenger RNA. RefSeq lists its product as uncharacterized. Gene Ontology annotation, molecular function: transcription coregulator activity; protein binding. Lineage: Eukaryota; Viridiplantae; Streptophyta; Magnoliopsida; Ericales; Theaceae. The record is from RefSeq and is a predicted model, not a curated record. Gene Ontology annotation, biological process: regulation of DNA-templated transcription. Gene Ontology annotation, cellular component: histone deacetylase complex.